Messenger RNA from Fusarium odoratissimum NRRL 54006, 2415 nucleotides. RefSeq lists its product as uncharacterized. The record is from RefSeq and is a predicted model, not a curated record. The transcript has a single exon. Bases 1 to 2415 code for a protein of 804 amino acids. Lineage: Eukaryota; Fungi; Ascomycota; Sordariomycetes; Hypocreales; Nectriaceae.
AUGAUCAAGUCUUUGGCUCUCAAUCUCCUCCUGACCCUCGGGUCCGUCGCCGCUUCUCAACCCCAAUCUGAGAACGGCCUCUCUGCCCGAGCUGACCCCUUCACCUGUGGCAACCUUGCUGUAAAGGUGAAAUGGAUCAACAAGUGCAUCUGCACUGAUAUCAUCCACGCCACCAUUGACAGCUCUGGCAAAUUCUGUACUUGCGACUCUGGCUACAAGCAGUCUGGUAACAAGUGCGUCAAGGACUGCGGUGAUGAUGCAGACUUCGGGUACAGCAGUACCGACAAGAAGUGGGCUUGUCAUUGCAAGAACAAAUGGCUCACCUACUCCAACAAAGCUUGUGCUUGCCCCGACAGUCAGACAGAUGAUGGUGUCAGUGCUUGUGUUGACAAGUGCCCUGGCGCUACAUACACUGUUGAUGGCAGUAGCUACAAGUGUGAGUGUUCUAAGGACUCUCAGAAAUGGGAUACCGGUUCUUUAUCUUGCGUUGAUAAGUGCCCCGCAUCUAUCACCGACUAUAACACCGACGGAAGCUGUACUUGCAAAGACCCCGACUUCAAGUAUAGCGGUGGCGACAACGGCGACUGCGACACCAAGAAGUGUCCUGUUGACGGAACCAAGUACGACGGCGAUGACAAGGGUCAGCCCAAGUGCCCAUGCACCGACUCCAAGAAGAAGCUCAAUGGCGCCGGCGAUGCUUGUGAACUCAAGUGCCCAGUCUCUGGCUCUGAUUACACUGGUCAGGACGAUGGCGAGGGUGCCCCUAUCUGCAAAUGCAACGACCCUUCCAUGAAGCUCGACGGUGGUGCUUGCGUUCCCAAGUGUGACAGUGACAGCACAUUCGUCAAGGACGGUGAUAACCCUGGCGAUGACCCUGUCUGCGACAAGAAGUGCCCCAACGGCGGCACAGAGUUUGUCAAGGAUGGCGAUAACUCCGGUGAUCCCCCAGUCUGCAAGUGUACCGAUGAGGCCUAUACAAUCAACGACCAGCUCAAGUGCGACAAGAAGUGCCCUGAAGAUGGUACUACAUUCGUCAAGGAUGGUGACAAUGCUAGCGAUCCUCCAGUCUGCAAAUGCGACGAUGAGUCCCUGAAGAUCAACGGCCAACUCAAGUGCGACAAGAAGUGCCCUACUGACGGAACCACAUUCGUUAAGGAUGGUGACAACGCUGGUGACGCUCCGGUCUGCAAAUGCGACGAUGACUCUCUUAUUAUCAAUGACCAGCUCACCUGCGAUCCUAAGUGCUCCAACCCCGAUACCGAGUUCGUCAAGGAUGGAGAUGCGGGUCAGCCUGCUGAGUGCAAGUGCAAGGACGACAAGAAGUACCUCGAUGGAAGCAACAGCUGCAAGAACAAGUGCCCUGAUGGUGCUACCUACGAUGACUCCGGCUCCGACUGGACCUGCAACUGCCCCAACGUCGGCGAGCACUACACCAAGGCUACUGCAGACGCUGGCCCCAAGUGUGCUUGCGACGAUGACAAGCAAGUUGUUCCCGGCGAUAACAAGUGCACUUCCAAGUGUCCCGCCGGCGCUACCUACACUCCUGAUAACUCCGAAAAGGGCUACACCUGCGGCUGUGACGCUGCUAUCGCUGGUUCCAAUUAUGACUCCGACAACAACAAGUGCACCUGCCCUACUACCAACUCGGACGGCUUCACUAUCAAGCUCAACGAUAACAAGGAUAAGUGCAUCAUCGAUUGCGGCACUGAAGCUUCCCUCAGCAGCGACGAGAAGUCCUGUGUCUGUACCCUUGCCGAAGGCACCAAGUUCGACAAGUCCGCCCUCAAGUGUCCCUGCGACGCCCCCGACUACAAGGCCUUCAAGGGCAAGUGUAUUCCCGACUGCGGCAGCGCUGCUUACUGGAACCACAAGACUGUCAGCAUGGAUGCCUGUGUCUGCAAGAAGCGAGGCCAGACUUUCACCAAGGACGGCAAGACCUGUGCCUGCGAUGGUUCUCUUGUUUGGUCCGAUGGAAGCUGCCACAAGGACUGUGGCAAGGACGCUCACUGGGACUCUCGCCGCAACGACUGCGUCUGCGAGAAGCGCGGUCAGCUGUUCAAUGGCAACGGCGCGACCUGCUCGUGUCCUACCGCCAAGCCUAUCUGGGACGGCAGUCGCUGCGUCCCAGACUGUGGAGACUACGCUUCAUACAACUACCGCGCAGGAGUUUGUGUGUGCGAUAAGAAGGGCAAGGUCUUCACUGCCUCGAACAAGUCUUGCGAUUGCCCUGCUCCUCAGGUCUGGCUCCUUGGAAAGUGCCAGGUUGAUUGUGGAAGCGAUGCGGGCUGGGACAAGCGCACUCAGAAGUGUGUCUGCUACAAGAGUGGACAGCUGUAUGAUAAUGGAUCAUGUGCUUGUCCUGCUGAUAAGCCUGCUUGGAGCUCCAAGUACAAGUGCUACAAGCCUAAGGCCUAA